Thamnophis elegans (Western terrestrial garter snake) is the source of this 414-nucleotide messenger RNA. Its product is annotated as ubiquitin carboxyl-terminal hydrolase 38-like. The coding region runs from base 52 to 414 and encodes 120 amino acids. The transcript is spliced from 4 exons. Lineage: Eukaryota; Metazoa; Chordata; Lepidosauria; Squamata; Natricidae. The record is from RefSeq and is a predicted model, not a curated record.
UCUGAACCUUCGGUUGCUUUGGCAAGUCUUGUGCAGCAUAUCCCUUUACAAAUGAUUACAGUCCUGAUUGGAAGCCUUACCACAGAUCCAAAUGUAAAAGAUGCAAGUAUGACACAAGCUUUAUGCAGGAUGAUUGACUGGUUGUCCUGGCCAUUAGCUCAGCAUGUAGAGACCUGGGUGAUAGCAUUACUGAAAGGACUGGCUGCAGUUCAGAAGUUUACUAUCCUUAUUGAUGUUACUUUGCUUAAGAUUGAAUUGGUAUUUAAUCGCCUUUGGUUUCCACUGGUGAGACCUGGUGCUUUGGCUGUCCUUUCUCAUAUGCUGCUCAGUUUUCAACAUUCUCCAGAGGCUUUUCACUUGUCCCUCCAAUACACCUAUCAACCUUAUGGAAUAGGAAUGGCUCAUGCAGAGUGA